CGAAUACUAAUUGGAGUAAAGGCAUAACGAUCUUAGCUUUGGGAUUGGGGCUUGUGAAGACCUUCGUCGCGGGGCAUUCCAUUGACGCUGAGACGCGCCACUGUUUUCCCAAUCAUGCAAGCUUAGUAUAUUCAAGAUGGUGUUACUAAGGCUGCUGGCUGUACUUCUAGUGGCUGGCGCAGCAGGGGUCAGGUCCCAGGCUCCCGCCACGAACCCCUCUCCCUCGCCCCCUCCUUCCCCCACUCCCACCGACUGGCGCACCCGUGACCACUCCCCGGGCAUGUGCGCCAUGUACGGCACCUGCGGCCACCGCCGCGACGGCGACCCACUCGCAUGCGCCGCCAACCUGCCCGCCGCACCCCCCUCCCCGGAGCUGGCGACCCGGCUGCAGGCGGUGUGCCCCAGCCUGUGGGCGGACCGGGGCGGACCCGCGGGUCGGUACUGCUGCACGGCGGAUCAGGUGGACCGCAUCGCCUCGGAUACCCAGAAGGCGCUCCCCUUCAUCGUGGGCUGCCCCGCCUGCCGUCACAACUUCGUGCAGCUCUGGUGUCUGCUCACCUGCUCACCCGACCAGGCGGCCUUCACAAACGUCACUGCCAUACAAACCGCUCCCGACUCCGGGGCGCCCAACGCGGUGGCGGAGGUGGAGCACUGGCUGGCGGAGGAGUACGGCAACCAGCUGUACGACUCGUGCAAGGAUGUCAAGUUCGGCGCCGCCAACGUUCCCGCCAUGAGCUUCAUCGGCGGGGGCGCCCGCAGCGGCCAGCAGUGGCUGGACUUCCUGGGCACGCUCAAGGACAGGCGGGUGCCGCCGCUGGGGGCACCCAUACAGAUCGACUUCAGGCCGGAGAACAGCACCCCCCCCGGCCUGAGCCCCAUGCGGGA
This is a messenger RNA of Astrephomene gubernaculifera, 885 nucleotides long. Lineage: Eukaryota; Viridiplantae; Chlorophyta; Chlorophyceae; Chlamydomonadales; Astrephomenaceae. The record is from the annotation of a GenBank genome assembly.